AUACGAGGAGUUUUACCUCGCUAGGGUUCUUGGGAGAUGCUGCAUUGUUCUCCCUUCGUGUCUCCAACGGUUGGAAGCGCUAGGGUUUGCCGGAUUGGAUUGCUAGCGGUCGCGAGCGCCUCGAUUUUGCAGCGGAGGGGAUUCAGGAGCCUUGCCGCCGCUGCUGCGAGCUUGGAGUCCGAGGUCGAGGAGGAUUUCACUCCUCAAUCUGGGGAGAAGAAGAGAUUGCCGCACACGCCCGUCCUGGUGAGGCAAUUCCUGGAGCAUUUCGAAGGAAGAAGCGUCAAAACCUUCUUGGAUUGCACUGUGGGAGCUGGAGGCCAUGCUUUCGAGAUUAUCCAAGCGCAUCCAGAGCUGGAGACGUUCGUGGGAAUGGACGUUGAUCCCUGCGCGCUCAAGCUGGCGAGACAAAGAUUAAGCGAUCUCUCAGGUAGCAUGGCGAAGGUGGAUCUUUUCCAUGCCAAUUUUAAGAACAUGAAGAAGGAUCUCAAAGAACGAAAUCCUGAGCUCUUGGAGCGGGGCUUCGAUGGGAUUCUUUUGGACCUGGGACUUUCGUCAAUGCAGGUUGACGCUCCCGAGCGAGGCUUUAGCUACUACUUGGAUGGACCUCUGGACAUGAGAAUGGAUUCGAGUGUAAGUCUAUUUCUUCAUCGUGAUAGAGAUCUCACGGGAACUUGCUUGCAGGAUGUUCUUGGGCUCACCGCGGAAGCCAUUUGCAACAACUGGUCCGCCGCUGAGAUUGGCCGCAUCUUGCGAGAGUAUGGCGAGGAGAUGCGGUGGAAGUUCCUGGCGAGCCGGAUCGUGGACGCGCGGCUCAACGGCGGGAUCAAAACAACGAAAGAUCUCGCCAGCGUUGUUGGAGGAAGAUUCACUUCAGGGAGAUUCAAGAGAGCCAGGCACCCGGCAGCUCGGACGUUCCAAGCGCUAAGAAUCGCCGUGAACGACGAGCUCAAGUCACUGAGGUCCGCGAUCGGACAAGCGAGCAGCUGCCUGGCUCCCGGUGGUCGCCUGGCGGUGAUUUCUUUCCACAGCCUCGAGGAUCGCAUCGUCAAGUACCAGUUCAAGGAGCUGUCGCUGGUGUUCGACAAGGUGGACUUGGCGUUCAUGCUGCUCACCACGAGCCCGAUCACGGCCGACGCCGCGGAGAUCGAGAAAAACUCCCGGUGUAGGAGCGCCAAAAUGCGAGUGAUCCAGCGGCUAUGCCGAUGAAAGAAAGCCUCGUCCAAGCUUGCAA
This is a messenger RNA of Selaginella moellendorffii, 1234 nucleotides long. Its product is annotated as ribosomal RNA small subunit methyltransferase H. Gene Ontology annotation, molecular function: rRNA (cytosine-N4-)-methyltransferase activity. The record is from RefSeq and is a predicted model, not a curated record. The transcript has 4 exons. Bases 37 to 1209 code for a protein of 390 amino acids. Lineage: Eukaryota; Viridiplantae; Streptophyta; Lycopodiopsida; Selaginellales; Selaginellaceae. Gene Ontology annotation, biological process: rRNA base methylation.